This is a messenger RNA of Naegleria lovaniensis, 3021 nucleotides long. RefSeq lists its product as uncharacterized. Lineage: Eukaryota; Heterolobosea; Eutetramitea; Acrasida; Naegleriidae. Gene Ontology annotation, biological process: DNA topological change. The record is from RefSeq and is a predicted model, not a curated record. Gene Ontology annotation, cellular component: nucleus; chromosome. The transcript has a single exon. The coding region runs from base 1 to 3021 and encodes 1006 amino acids. Gene Ontology annotation, molecular function: DNA binding; zinc ion binding; DNA topoisomerase type I (single strand cut, ATP-independent) activity.
AUGACGCCAAAGCCCAAAGUGCUGGGGGUGGCUGAAAAGCCUGAAGCAGCCAAACAAAUCGCAACAAUUUUGAGCGGAAACAAAUUCAAAAAGAGAGAAGGAAAAUCCAAGUUUAACAAAGUCUUUGAGUUUGAUUAUAGGAUGAACGGACAAGUAGUAACCAUGUGCAUUACCUCGGUGUUGGGCCAUUUGAUGGAGUUGGAUUUCGAAGGUAAAUUCCGAUCAUGGGCUUCUUGUGAUCCGAUGGUUUUGAUGGAUGUUUCAACACCAGUGAUACGUACUGUUCCAGAGAAACAUACAGAUAUUGAAAAGAACCUUGAAAAUGAAGCCAGAAAUGCAAGUAAAUUAAUAUUAUGGCUAGAUUGUGAUAGAGAAGGAGAAAAUAUUGCAUUCGAGGUUGUUGAUGUUUGCACACGAGUGAAUAGAGCUCUAUCUAUUGACAACAAUACAAUUUUAAGAGCUAGAUUUUCAGAAUUUACGCCAGCAGCAAUUAAUAGGGCAAUUAGAACUUUGGAAAGGCCAAACAUUUUGGACAGUAUGGCUGUGGAUGCUCGACAAGAGUUGGAUUUGAGAAUUGGAGCAAGUUUUACUCGAUUUCAAUCAAUGAGGCUACAAAAAAAGUUUCACGGUUUACCAGGAGAUGUCAUCAGUUAUGGACCGUGCCAAUUUCCUACUCUUGGGUUUGUGGUCAAGAGAGAUUUACUUAUCAAGAAUUUCGAAAGCGAAAAAUUUUGGACCUUAAAUUGCUGUCAUGACAUGGGAGAAGAGGGAAAAGCGCAAUUUCUGUGGAAGAGAGGGCGAUUGUUCGAUCACUUGUCCUGUCUUAUACUGUACGAGUUGUGUGUUGAAAAUCCAACAGCAACAGUCACUCGAGUAGACAAAAAGAGAAGAACCAAACAACGACCAAUACCUCUCAACACAAUUGAACUCCAAAAAUUGGCUUCUCAAAAGCUGAGAAUGAGCUCACAUGACACAAUGAAGGUAGCAGAGUCAUUGUACAAUAAGGGAUUCAUCAGUUAUCCUAGAACAGAGACAAAUAAUUAUAAUCAAUUUUCAGAUGACGAUUUGAAAAAUUUAAUUCAGGAACACUCUUCAAAUCCAAUUUGGGGGCAAUAUGCAGCAGACUUGCUGAACGGAGGUUAUCGAAAACCAACCAGUGGCAAACAAGACGACAAGGCUCACCCUCCUAUUCACCCUCUCAAAGGAUCUUGUCAGGCUCCCGAUCAGAAAGAACAAGAUUUGUACGAGUUAAUAUCAAGACAUUUUCUUGCAUGUUGCUCUCAAGAUGCAUUGGGAUCAGAAACUAAGGUUCAUAUUGUCGUUGCUAACGAAGAGUUUACCUGCUCUGGAUUGAUGGUUGAACAAAAGAAUUAUCUCGAGAUUUGGAAGUAUGACAAAUGGUCAGACAAGAGCAUUCCAGUAUUUCAACAAAAUCAACAAUUUGUUCCCACUUCACUCCUGAUGGAUGAAGGCGAAACAAGACCGCCACCACACCUUUCUGAAUCAGAUCUCAUUUCGGCCAUGGAUUCUAAUGGCAUUGGAACUGAUGCUACGGUAGCUCAACAUAUCAAAACCAUUCAAGACAGAGGAUAUGUGAUCAAGAGAGGCAACCGAUUUGAAGCAAGUAAUUUAGGUAUAGCACUUUUACAGGGCUAUGAUCUAAUUGGAUAUGAACUGUCAACACCUAAUCUGCGAGCAAAAAUGGAAAAGGAUAUGGUGUGCAUCAGUCAAGGUCAAAUCACCAAAGAUGCCGUCAUUAAUCAAAGCUUGGCCAUGUACAAACAUGUAUUCAUGCAAAUUUGUAAAUCAGCCCAUUUAUUGGACAAGGCUGUUCAACAACACUUCAAACCCAUCGGAGAAUCGGGUCAAAGUAAGGUCUUGGUGAGAUCUUUCUCAAUGUGUGGCUGUGGGAACAGCAUGGAUUUGAAGGAACAAGAUGGACAUCGCUUUUUAUUUUGUAAAAAUUGUAAAGAGGCAUACAAUUUGCCAAGUAAGUGUGAAUAUGAGAGCAUUUCAGAUCAGUGUCCGCUCUGUAACUUCCAAGUACUGAACGUCACGACCCAGAAAAGCAAUUACAACAUCUGCCCAAAUUGCUUUAACAAUCCACCGGAUUUAGAGAAUGCAGGGGCAGAAACUUAUGUCAAUGGAUUUCGAUGUUACAACUGUACUUUUCAAGAUUGUAAAUACUCAAGGAAGAAAGAGGCAUUUGUAAGAAACUGUCCAAAAUGCUCCAAGAACAUGGUAGUCAAACAAACGAAAGAAGGAAAUUUCUAUAUUGGAUGCAAAGGGUUUCCAGCAUGCAGAACUUCUGUUUGGAUGCCCAAAUCCAUUACAGGAGUUGAAGCAACUUCUGAGAAGUGUUUGAACUGCAGUACAAGGUCAGAUUCUGUAUUCAAAACCAAGUUCAAAAUUUCCAGAGAUGGUACAUUUCUUCCUUCUCAUAUUCAGUCAGAACAUGUGACAUGUGUUUUUUGUGACAGUGAUUUUAACGAGAUUUUUAAUAUCAGUCUUAGUGCUCUUAAUCAGAACGAUUCCAAUAACGAACAUGGCUCUGUUGCCAUCUACAAUAACACCACCUCAGGAAGAUCCAGAGCAGCACCUACCUCGCAGACAAGAACCUCUCCUCAUGCAACAACAUCACGUACAGCAACUACCCUGAGAAAAAGCCCAUCAAACACAGGUAACCAAAUUACCCUUGACAAAAUGCUUGGCAAAAGAACUGGUAGGGACUUUGGGAGUGGGUCACCCUCUGGACAUUCAUCAAUGCCCUCUUCGACAGGAUCACCAAGCAACACCUACAACAGGUCAGGUGCAUCUGUCAAUGCUUCUAAAGCUCCUCAACACAUUCAACGUGGUAAUUCAAAUCAAAGCGGAAGUGAGGACAAGGUAAAUUGUCCUCAUUGUGGAGCUCUUGCAAUCAAACUUGUAUGUAAGAAGGCUGGUGAUAAUCAAGGAAGGCAAUUCUGGAAGUGCCCCAACAAGGAUGGUGAUUGUCCAAAAUUCUUCCAAUGGGCAGAUUAA